GCCUUAGGGGUCAUUGCUCAACCAAAAACCAAGCCUAGACUUAUAUUUAGUGCAAGGAAAUCCAUUUUAAACGUGAACUAUAAACCGAAUGUGAACGCAAUGCCGGAACAUGGUGACAACAAUUAAGAUAACCUGCGAUGGCGUUUUCAUCCAGUCCAACACGUACCUCAUGCCCUCACCUGCCAGUGGCGCAGGUGCAGCAGGAUCUGCUGCCUCGGAACGGGCACUAAAAUCCUCGGCAUCGGCAUCCAAUUCGAACAACGAAAGCGACAAUUCCCAGACGAGCAGCGGCAGUCAGACCACCUCUAGUGCCAGUGCCAGCAAGCGAUCUAAUCGAUCGGCGGUGAGCCGGGGUCAUCGGGGCACAGGAUCAGGAUCCGCGGACACCCGACGUCGCUACUACUUUGGCAGCAAGGAUAUAUAUUGGUGCAAGCAGAGUAGAGAGGGUUCCGCUGCGGCAUCAGUCUGCGGAUCAGGACUAUCGCGCAGUGCUAGCAGUGUCACCCACAAGGAGGCGGGGAUUACACACGCCACCCACAGUGGAGGGCAGGUGAUUGCCCGGGCGCGUCGCAAGCCCAUCCUGCUCUGCAGCAGCCUCAGUGCUGCCUAUGCACCAUCCCGCAGGCGGGAGUUCUACUUUUGUGACAAGUAUGCACCGUCUCAAGGUCGGUCGGUCACUCCCACGAAGCCAAAUUCUGGUGCCGUCGCAUCUUCUCAGUCGCCCGCCCCGCCCAUUGAUGCUCGUCUGCUGAAUUUCCUGCGCUGCGCCCAUCGUAAGUUCCAGGCGGCAAAAACCAAAUCAGAGCCCCCACAGACCAAAGAAAAGUCCACCUCUGGGAAUUCCCGGGAAAGGACAAAGCAACGUGGACAGGAGUCCCAAUCGCUGCCGCCCAUCGCCAGUACCGAGGAGUGGUUCGACGAGGAAGCCCUAGCCAAGGAGGAGACUAGCCGGGCAAAGAAGCAGCAGCAGCAGGUGGAGGAGAAGGAGAAGCGGGAACCCCUCUCACGUAAGGUUUCCGGCGAGGGCGAUCUGAUCACCGUUGAGAUCAAGCAAGGACCAUUGAGGAAGGCGUCCCCACCCAAAGAAGCCCUAACGACCGGCUCGGCGAUGAACAGCCACGCGACGGCCACCCAAAACGGACAAACCACGGUCGUUGGACACCAUCGCGGAUUCUCGCAGCCCUCAGUAACGGUGGCCGCUGCGGCUGCAACGGGCAAUACAGCCGGCGAUCCAUGGUUCCUGCAGACCACCGGUCACCAAAUGCCGCCCACUGCACCGCUGCGGCACAACAAGCGGCCGGCGCCACAGCCGAACGCCGUUUUGGGAUCGGGAGCUGGCAUAUCGGCAGCCGGCGGGGGAUCAGCGGUGGGAGCUGUGCUGCUGCACCAACAGCAGCUCAGUCAGUCGCAACCGCAUAUUGUGCCGCCCAGCAUACCGCCGCAUCAUCACCAUCAUCGCGAGAGCAAUGUGCAUCCCAGCCAGGCGGGAGCGGCGAGCGCCUUGCAUUUGUCAUCGCAUGCGCUUAAUAGUCAUAAUUUAAUCAGCAGCGCCAGCAAUCAUUCGCCCAAGUCUCCCAGCCAGACGCAGCAGCAGCAGCAGCAGACGACAACCCAACAACAACAGCAGCAGCAGGUGUCCCACAGCAUACUAUCCACGUUUGCGCCUGCACCCACAGCCCCCUCUGGUUCAGCGGGAUCACAGCCAGUGGCGGGUACCGCGGCCGCUGUAGCCGCCGUUGCCCAGCAGCAACAGCAGCAGCACCUCCAGCUGCUGGCCAACUGCGGUGGGUCCAGCGGAUCGGGUUUGAUGUCCUCCUCCCUGAAUGCGGCGCAAAUGGCGCUACAUAGCGCCGAGCGGGCGCUGCCGCCAAAGAGCCUGGCCUUGAGUGGCAGCCAGCAUGGCAGCAAUAUGCUGCUGCACACGACGACGCAGCCCAGCCAACAGGCAACCCAGCCAGCGGCAGUUGGUGGGGUCAGCGGAACGGCGGGCAUGUCCACCUCGCUGCACAGCUUCGAUAUGAAUGGAGGUGUUGGUGGCGGUACGGGCGGUGUGAAUGCCAAUAGCGCGUGGUCCAGCGGUUCUACCACAGCCAUGAAUCAUGCCUCCCUCUCGCCCACAUCGAUGGCGCCGCAGCAAGGUCGUUCGCGGUGCGAGGUCAAGCUAAAUGCCAUGCCCUGGUUCCAUGGCAGCAUAACGCGAGACGAGGCAGAGCAUCUCCUGCAGCCAAGGGAGGAUGGAUUGUUCCUGGUGCGCGAGUCCACAAACUUUCCCGGUGACUAUACGCUCUGCGUUUGUUUCCAAACCAAGGUGGAGCACUAUCGGGUCAAGUAUCUGGAGAACAAGCUGACCAUUGACGAUGAGGAGUACUUUGAGAAUCUGGGACAGCUGGUGGCGCACUACGAGGCGGAUGCUGAUGGGCUGUGCACCCAGCUGAUCAAGUGCUUGCCCAAGCUGGGCAAACAAGAGUUCUGCAUCAACUCCAAAGAUUUCGUGGACAAGGGCUGGGUCAUACCGGAGGCGGAGCUGCAGCUGCGCGAGAGCAUUGGCAAGGGCGAGUUCGGGGACGUGAUGCUGGGCAUAUUACGUAACGAAAAAGUGGCCGUCAAGAUGCUCAAGGAUGAGGGGGCCGUUCAAAAGUUUCUGGCCGAAGCCUCCGUCAUGACAACCCUGGAACACGACAACCUGGUCAAGUUCAUUGGCCUGGUCUUCACCAGCAAGCACCUGUAUCUGGUCACAGAGUACAUGAGCAAGGGGUCACUGGUUGAUUACCUGCGAUCACGCGGACGACAGCACAUAACCAAAAAGGAUCAAAUCAUUUUUGCCUACGACACUGCCUCUGGUAUGGAGUAUCUGGAAGCCAAAAAGGUUGUGCAUCGCGAUCUGGCAGCCCGCAAUGUCCUUAUCUCGGAGGACUGUGUGGCCAAGGUAUCGGAUUUCGGUUUGGCCCGCGAGGAAUGCUACAAUCUAGACGUUGGCAAGCUGCCCAUCAAAUGGACGGCUCCCGAGGCUCUGAAAAAUGGGCGUUUCUCCAAUAAAUCCGACAUGUGGAGCUUUGGCAUACUGCUGUGGGAAAUCUAUUCCUUUGGACGCGUGCCUUAUCCCCGAAUUCCAUUAGCCGAUGUGGUGAAGCACGUGGAGGUGGGCUAUAAAAUGGAGGCGCCCGAGGGCUGUCCACCGGAGAUCUACGAGAUGAUGCGCCAGGCCUGGGACCUCAAUCCCGCCAAGCGACCCACAUUCGCAGAGCUCAAGGUGAAGCUACAACUGCUGAACAAUGCCACAGCGUGAGGAGACCUCGAUUGGGAUUGAUGCAGGAGAAACUACAGCGGAUUGUUCAGAACAGUUGCCAGCGAAGCCAGAGCCAGAGAUCAGAAGAAGCGAAUAAGCGCAGGCUGAAACCAACAACACCGAACACUGAACGCAACAAUUUUUCGUACGAUUAUAUACAUACUUGAAUAUAUAACUAAUUUACAACAAUUUAUUUACAUAUAUAAUUUAUGGAGUAAGUUUUUGUAAGCCUAAGCGAAGAGAUGGAACCCAACACAAUCAAGCAAUGUUAGUGAGUUGCGCCAGCUUCCGACAUAUAAUUAAAUACGAACUACGGGCAAGGACAAGAGGGUGGGGAAGAAGAGCUUCUGUGUAGCCUAUCUAACUACCUACUACCACAAUAUUACGUUAUCUGUGUAACUGUAGCUAUUUAUUAUCGGACUCCACUGUAAGAUUUAUUUUCUGUAUCCCCUGUAUCUUUAUGUUAUAGAAUACGCAUACAUAUGAGCGCGCCUCCACCUCCCUUCUUGGGGGCAAGCAAUUGUUUAUAGAAUGUGUUUCCCCAUUUGAAAGACGACAACUUUUAUUCGAGUUUCCGUUUCUGUUUGUAGCACAAAAACCAGGGGGGAUGAUGGGAUGACCACAAGGCACUUGUCCAACAAGUCGUUGGGGAAGAGAUCAAGCUGAGAAUUAGUUAAAUUUAGUUACAUUUAUUUGUAUUGGGAAUCAAAAAGAAGACAGCAAAAAAAUUAUAUUAAAAAGAAAAGAACGAAGGCGGCUACAGUCGCGUGUCCUUAAACUCAAAAAAUUAAAAAAGAUAAAAACACUUGUGAAAAUAUGCAUUACAUUACAACUUCUACAUAUAAUACAACAAUACACACAUAAACUACGUAUUUAGCAUAUGAAUCGAUUAAUAAUAAUAUAAAUACAUAAAUUAUUAUAUGCGCCAAGUUCGUGAAUAUAUUAUUCGUUCAUUAUUCGGUCCGUUCUUCUAACAAGGAAUCUCCUUCUCUCUGUACUCUAAUCGAACCGAUAAACGCAAAGUAAACCUGUAAUUUAUUUUAUAAAGAGUUACCCCCUUAAUUUACUUAAUAAUACCCAUGUAUUAUGUUAAGCAAAACCUUGUACAUUUAUGCGUUUUUAUUUCCAAACCAGCGGCAGCCACUUUGCUUUAACAUUUAAUUUUAGUCUACUUUAUGUAAAACACACACACACACCAUACACCCCUCACACACACAUACAAUUAAUUAAUUUUAAAGUUAUUAUUUUUUUAAAAACAAAAAAACACAAAACACAUCUAUCCACAUUGUAAAAGAAAGAAACGUUCGAGAGACCAGACAACAAUUUGCACCACUACCACACGAAACUUAAUUGAGGUGAUUAAACGAUGGCAGAGAGAGUUCUAAAACUUUUAAUAAAAGUAAAGAAUACAAGCAUGAA
Molecule: messenger RNA, 4705 nt
Organism: Drosophila kikkawai
Lineage: Eukaryota; Metazoa; Arthropoda; Insecta; Diptera; Drosophilidae
Gene: Csk
Product: C-terminal Src kinase
Biological process (GO): protein phosphorylation
Molecular function (GO): ATP binding; non-membrane spanning protein tyrosine kinase activity
Source: RefSeq, a predicted model, not a curated record